CACCCCAGAGAGAAUAAGGGUUGGUGCCAAGUAACCUCAGAGAAGCCAGGGCUAUGGAAAUGGGCUACAGAACAAGCAUCAGUUCAUCUCUGGGCACCUUGCAUGGGUGGCAGGGUGGAUCAUGGCAGUGAUAACAACAGUCUUGGCCUUGGUUCUGGCCCUCCUCUCAGUGUCAACAACAGCUAAGGAGUACAAAGGCUUCUGGGAAUACUUCAGCCAGAGUGGCCAGGAGAAGGGCCGGAUAGAACAGAUGGAGCAGCAGAAGCUCAGCAAAGAGUUCCUGAACCUGAAAGCCAACAUUGAACAAGACCACAGUAAGGUGGACACUUUCUUGGAGAAGCUAGAGCCCUUGGCUGGAUGGGCAAAACCUUCUUUGCCUUUUCUGGACUCGAGAGACCUGCAGCACCAACUACACAAGGAGCUGGAGGAGGUGAGGACCAGGCUGGCCCCUUACACCCAGGAGGUCCAUCAGCGUGUGGGCUGGAAUCUGGAAGGGUUAAGGAGGCAGCUCCAACCCUAUACAGUGGAACUGAUGGAGCGACUGACCCUAGGGGUUCAGGAGCUGCAGGAGCAGCUGAAAAUGUUUGGGGAGGACACCAAGAACCAAUUGCUAGGGGGUAUGAAUGAGGCCCGGGAUCUGCUUCAGGAAUUUCAGGACCAAGUGGCUCUUCACACAGGGAGGGUAAAAGCACUGUUCCACCCCUACGCUGAGAGGCUGGUGACAGGAAUUGGGCAGCAUGUUCAGGAGCUGCAUCGCAAUGUGGCCCCACAUGCUGCCACUAGCCCAGCUCGCCUCAGUGGCUACAUCCAGGCUCUGUCAAAAAAGCUGACCCUUAAAGCCCAGGCUCUGCACACUCGCAUCCAGGACAAUUUGGACCAGCUACGGGAUGGGCUCACUGCCUAUGCUGGGGCCAGGGAGGAUAAGAAUGUGGGAGGGGUAGGGCAAGAUUCCCCACUGUCCUCCGAGGAGCUGACCAAGGAGGUACAGCAGCGGCUGGAGGCCUUUCGUCUUGAUACCUUCCGGGAGAUUGCUGAUUUCACUAAAGUCAUUGACCAUGAAACAGAGGAGCUGCAACAGCAGCUGGCUCCGCCUCCCCCUGCCCGCAACACCUUCUAUCCAGAGCUGCUUGGGGGUAAUGGGGACAGGAAGGUCAUGGGAGAGCUAAGAUCCCGCCUUGAUGCUCUUUGGGAAGACAUUCAUUAUAAUCUCCAAGAUCAGGGACAUGGCCUGUCUGGGACUCCCUGAAGAACUUCCCUAGGCCCCAGGACCUUUUGCCCCAUCUCUUCCUCUAGGGCAUCCUCAAACCCAAGUCUCCGGCAUCCAUUCAGGUCUCAACAAUCCCUUUGUUGGGACUCUAAGCAAGACACAGGCAUAUCCCAAUGUCUGAGGCUAUGGCCUCAGACUAGAAAGUUGCCCUCACCUGUUGGAUCAGCAUCCUUUCAGCUGGUUCUCUUGUCCAGAUGUAUUUCAAUUGCCAGGUUUGGCAAACCCAUGUUUUCCAUCUCCCCACUUAUGAAUCAGGAGCGAUGUCUUUCUUAGCUAAGGGAGCAGAGUUAGCAAGCCUGCUUGCUAAGCCUCAGGUCGAUGGGUGUUGCUUAAGUGGGAUCAUCUUGGAUCAGGGUGCUUGCCUCUAGCCAGCUUCUAGCUACUGUUGGUCCACAGGGCUGACUUGAUGCCUUUAAUGAAAGUUGAUGCUGUAUGGGGAAUUGAAGGGAGAAGAGAAUGGUGUAUGCGUGUACGCGUGUGUAUGUGUAUGUGUAUGUAGAUGUAUGUACGUAUGUAUAUGAGCCCUGUUGGGUUUGAAGCUGAUCAGCAAGGACCUUGCUCUUGUACGUAAAAGGACCCGGGAUAUUUCAAAGACAUCUGAAGCUGGACUUCUGUCACUGAGCCCCUGCUAGGCUGCCUGGGACUAGUUAACUUGUUGGGUUACAGACCAUACACCCAUCUCAUGAUGUAUACUUAUUUUUUCAUGUUGUGAGUUUUGUUAAUAUAUGAAUGCACUGAGAUCAUGA
This is a messenger RNA of Vombatus ursinus (common wombat), 2013 nucleotides long. It is a transcript of the gene APOA5, whose product is annotated as apolipoprotein A5. Gene Ontology annotation, biological process: phospholipid efflux; positive regulation of lipid biosynthetic process; lipoprotein metabolic process. Bases 122 to 1246 code for a protein of 374 amino acids. Gene Ontology annotation, cellular component: extracellular region; blood microparticle; high-density lipoprotein particle. The transcript is spliced from 4 exons. The record is from RefSeq and is a predicted model, not a curated record. NCBI's taxonomy places the organism in Eukaryota, Metazoa, Chordata, Mammalia, Diprotodontia, Vombatidae. Gene Ontology annotation, molecular function: phospholipid binding; cholesterol binding; phosphatidylcholine-sterol O-acyltransferase activator activity.